Molecule: messenger RNA, 408 nt
Organism: Alternaria ventricosa
Lineage: Eukaryota; Fungi; Ascomycota; Dothideomycetes; Pleosporales; Pleosporaceae
Exons: 1
Coding region: 1-408 (135 amino acids)
Source: RefSeq, a predicted model, not a curated record
AUGACGACACCGACGCUCACGAACCCGUCUUUGACCGCUGCGAUAUGCUCGCUCGAACACAAAGCCUGGGCAGCGCUAUGCAGCUCUGGCGCCGAACUCGUCCCGCUUCUCUCCAGCAAUCCCGUCAUGAUCUUCCCGAGCAACCUCAUCCUCACCUCCGUAUCUUCCCCGACAGUCCACGAUAUGCUUCAGGGUUCCGACUUCCAGCCCUGGAAGUCAUACAAACUCAGCCACGAUGAAGUCGUUAUACUGGGCAAGGACAGCGCGCUCAUCUACUACCGCGUAGAGGCGACAAGGGACAGCGAGACGUUCAGGGCCAUCUGCUCGAGCGCAUGGGUGCUGGAAGGUGCUUCAGAGGGCGUUACAGGCGAUUGGAAGAUGGCGCACCACCAGCAGACGCUGAUCUAG